AUGGCAAGCACCAGAUUCCUCUACAGCAACGGCAUCGUUUUGCACCCGCCAGACACACCUCCAAUCUCCACCUUCCUCGAAUCCAAUCCUGGCGCUUACACCACCGCUCGGACCCACAACAACACAGCAUCUCUCUUAUUCUGGGACCGACACUUACAACGACUUUCAAAUUCGGUCAAAUUCCUCUUAACUUCAAACCCACAACUCCUCUUCAAAUCCUUAAACUCCACAAAAUACCCACUAUUGUCCCCUGCUCCACCACCAAAACCCAUCUGGGAUUCAACAAUUAAGUCACUCGUCAACGAGUCGUUAAAUAGAGUGUUGCCAAUUGCGUUGAGGGAGACGAGACACGAGGGAGAGGAACUGGCAGUUACUGCUCUUGUUACUGGGAAUACAGAGAAACUGAGUGAAGUUAAGGAAAAUGUUUUUGAUGCGUUUGAUGUUCAUGUUCAUGUAGGGAGUCAUGUGCCUCAUGUGUUUGGUGUUAAAGGAAAUGGAGCCAGAGUAGCUGUGGUCGGUUCUGCGAGGGAUUUUGCAGAAGCUAAGUAUUCUGAUUGGGUUAGGUUAAGGAAGUCUUUGGAAAAGUUGAGGCCUCCUUCAGUAACUGAGCUAUUGUUGUCCAAUGAUGGUGAUCGAAUACUUGAAGGUUGUGUCACGAAUUUUUUUGUUGUUUGUCGCAAGGAUGAAAGUGACAGGAACUAUUUUGGUCGUAAAGAAAAUGCAUGUCCUUAUGAAGUGCAGACAGCUCCUAUUGGUGACGGGGUCCUUCCAGGAGUCAUACGCCAAUUAAUAGUAGAAGUGUGCUUGAGCAAGGGAAUUCCAUUUCGAGAAGUUGCACCAUCGUGGUCGAAGCAUGAAUUUUGGCAAGAAGCAUUUAUUACAAGUAGCCUGAGAAUAAUGCAGCAUGUGGAGAAAAUUCAAGUUCCAAGUUCGUGGCAGUCAUUGGAACUAAAAGCAUUUAAGGAGAUCUCGUGGGAGGAGAAGCAGUUUGGGGAGGAUCCAGGGAUGAUCACAGCAUUGAUCCAGAAAGAGAUCAUGGAGAAAGCAGGCCUCGAAGGGGAGAUGGCGGAUAAUCCCACGAGUCCGGCCGCGGGAAGCCACGAUAGUGGUGGUGAACAGAGCCCGCGGUCAGGGGUGAGAGAGCAGGAUAGAUACCUGCCUAUUGCUAAUAUUAGUAGGAUCAUGAAGAAGGCGUUGCCAGCUAAUGGAAAAAUUGCUAAGGAUGCCAAGGAUACUGUUCAGGAAUGUGUUUCUGAGUUUAUUAGCUUCGUUACCAGCGAGGCGAGUGAUAAGUGUCAGAAGGAGAAGAGAAAGACAAUCAAUGGGGAUGAUUUGUUGUGGGCAAUGGCAACAUUAGGAUUUGAGGACUAUAUCGAGCCACUUAAGGUGUACCUGGCUAGGUACCGGGAGCAACUUUGGCAGGGUGAUGCAAAAGGAUCUGCUAGAGGUGGAGAUGGAUCUUCUAAAAGGGAAGCAGUUGGAGGUCUGCCUGGUCAAAAUCCACAGGUGAAUUUUUGUAAACAUGCUUUGGAGGUUGAUUUAUCUGUCCUUCUUGAAGUUUCAUUAGCUUACCAUGUUGUCUUCUUCUUGCAUUUGUGA
This is a messenger RNA of Dovyalis caffra, 1599 nucleotides long. The record is from the annotation of a GenBank genome assembly. NCBI's taxonomy places the organism in Eukaryota, Viridiplantae, Streptophyta, Magnoliopsida, Malpighiales, Salicaceae.